This is a messenger RNA of Malassezia restricta, 2478 nucleotides long. RefSeq names its product kinesin family member 5. Gene Ontology annotation, biological process: microtubule-based movement. Gene Ontology annotation, molecular function: ATP binding; microtubule binding; microtubule motor activity. Lineage: Eukaryota; Fungi; Basidiomycota; Malasseziomycetes; Malasseziales; Malasseziaceae. The transcript is spliced from 2 exons. The record is from RefSeq and is a predicted model, not a curated record. The coding region runs from base 1 to 2478 and encodes 825 amino acids.
AUGGCAGCUCACGUCAAGGUCGUUGCGCGGUUUCGGCCUGCGCAAGUCCAGGGCGAGAGUCUUCGCUCAGGUGAUGAUGCGGUGAUUGUUGAGCAUCAUGACACGCAGUCGGUGCGACUGACGCGUGGCUCCGAUGCCGUGUUCACCUUUGAUCAUGUAUUUCCGAUGGAUACGAGCCAGGCGCACGUAUUUGACCACAGCAUCAAGGGCACAGUGAAUGAUGUGCUACAGGGCUACAAUGGCACGAUUUUUGCGUACGGCCAAACGGGCUCUGGCAAGACAUAUACCAUGAUGGGUGCAGAUAUCCAAGACGACCACACGCGCGGUAUCAUUCCUCGCCUCACAGACCAGGUGUUUCAGGGUAUUUUGCACAGUCCGCCAACGAUUGAGUACACCGUGAAGGUAUCGUUCAUGGAAAUCUACAUGGAAAAAAUCCGCGACUUGCUGGCGCCUGAUCGUAUCAAUCUGCCGAUCCAGGAGGACAAGAGCAAGGGCGUGCGUGUCAAGGGCCUCUCAGAGCACUACAUGAGCAGCCCUGAUGAAGUAUAUGAUGUCAUUCGAAGAGGCACAGGUGUGCGUGUUGUUUCGGCAACACGCAUGAAUGCUGAGUCGUCUCGCUCUCACACCAUUUUCACAUUCACCGUCCAGCAGCGUAAUACCGAGACGGGUGCCACCAAGUCUGGCUGCUUAUACCUCGUUGACUUGGCAGGCUCGGAAAAAGUGGACAAGACGGGCGCGAGUGGCCAAACACUCGAGGAGGCCAAGAAGAUCAAUCGGAGUCUGAGUGCUCUCGGCAUGGUCAUCAAUGCGCUGACAGAUGGCAAGUCUGCGCAUGUGCCGUAUCGGGACUCGAAACUCACACGCAUCCUGCAAGAGUCGCUGGGCGGGAAUUCACGCACGACGCUGAUUGUGAACUGCUCGCCCGUGGCGUACAAUGCGGAUGAGACGCUGUCUACGCUACGAUUCGGUGUGCGAGCCAAGUCGAUCAAAAACAAUGCCCGCAUCAAUGCCGAGCUGUCGCCCAACGAGCUGCGUGAGCUCGUUCGAAAAGCACAUACCCAGAUCCACACGUAUCAAUCGCAUAUCAAGCAGCUCGAGACGGAGGUCGAAGCGUGGCGCCGAGGUGAGUCUGUGCCUAUGGAUGCAUGGACCUCUUUCUUGGGUGAGCAGGCGCCUUCUUCGAAAGAUGUGUCGGCGUCUGCGGCGGUGGCACAAGAGCAACGGCUGAUAGAUCAGAACCGCACGUUGGAGGCGGAACUCAUGCAAGCGCGCUGGAAGCUGGAGGAGGUGCAGAUGGAGAACCGCGAGCUGAAAGAGCUGGCUGACACGGCGCCGUCUCAUGAAGCGCCUGCUGAGGUGCGGGUGGUGGAAACGCCUGCGCCGCGUACGAGUCGCGAGCAGCGUGUGGAAGAGAUGCUCCAGGCACUGGAAGGGCGCCAGGUGGCGCUAGAGCCGGUCAUGGCGUGCAUGAAGCCAUUGGUGUUGGCAUGUCGCCAAGCGCCCGACUUUCCCUUGCGUAUGGACCAGCUGGAGUGGCUGGAGGAAGAGUUCCUCCGGACGCAUAUGGCCUUGUCAGAGCAGGUCAUGUCGACGCGUAUUGCGACGCAGGAAAUGUCUGUGCUGCAACAGCAGAAGCAGGCGCUGGAAAGUCGAAAUGCGGCGCUGCAGCAGCGUUUCGAUCUGAUUACGAACCAGAUUGGCGCCCUCGAAAAUGGACUGCGUGUCGGUGAAGAAGGGGCUGUGCAACUGGCCGAGCUGCGGCACAUGCUCGAGGAGCACUCGUCGACGCACCUAGAAAACACAAGCUCCGAAACGCUGCAUCUGGAGCAGCUGCUAGCGAUACGGGGGGAGGAGACGGCUGGGCUGCUGCGCUCGCUGGAGGACCUGAAAGCAAGUCACGAAGAGCAGCGGCGUGCCAUGACACUGCUGAGUGCGGCUGUCGUGCGUGGUGACGAGCGGGGUCCUGAUCCAGCGUGCGUGCAGCGCCUGGUCGAUGCGUCUCGGCAGAUGGAGAAGGCGCGUGAGCUUGUGACGCUGCGAUUGCGCGAGUAUGAGCGACUGAAAGAGCGGCUCAUGGAGGGUCUGCGGGAGCGGAGUGAGCGUGUCGUGGACCUGGAGAUGGAGCUGGAGGCGAUGCAGGAUGAGUACCGUGUGCUCCUCCAGAACAUGGACUUUGGCACGCAGAAGCGCAAGAUGGCGGUCAUUGAGCGACGCCUCGAGCAGCUGAUGGGUGUGCAGCAGCGUCUUAUUGAGCAAAAUGCGACGCUCAAACGGGACGUGGCUCUGGCGGAAAAGCGCCUGGCCUCGCGUGCGGACACUAUAGAGGAGCUCGAGUGGCGACUCGAUGCACAGAACGUCGACGAGGCAUGGGACUCGUCGACAGAGGCGCAUGCACGCAUUGCCAAGCCGCUGCGUGGCGGUGGGGCCGAGUCGACGGCUACCCCGCAAACGGCGCGCCGCUGGUUUUUUCACGCGUAG